Molecule: messenger RNA, 569 nt
Organism: Rhagoletis zephyria (snowberry fruit fly)
Lineage: Eukaryota; Metazoa; Arthropoda; Insecta; Diptera; Tephritidae
Product: papain-like
Biological process (GO): proteolysis
Molecular function (GO): cysteine-type peptidase activity
Source: RefSeq, a predicted model, not a curated record
GCGUCGCCGCAAUGGAGUCUGCUUUUAUGCUCUCCAAUGAAAAUAAGGAGCCCGGGCAGACGGUUUUCAGCGAGCAGGCGUUGCUCAACUGCCAGCGCGGCGGCUGCCGGGGCGGCUUCCCUACUGAAGUUUGGCGGGGCGCCCAGCGAAGGGGCGUGACGCUGGCCGCAAACUCCGCCUACGUCGGCCACCCUGAGCAGUGUCGAAACUUCCCCUCCAAGGCCCGCCCCACUAGCUUCUGCCAGAACCGACGCCUUCGCUCUGAUGCCGACAUCAUCGGCGUUGUCUAUCAGUUUGGACCGGCGGCCAUUGCAAUCAACGGUCACGCCCGGUCGAUGAAGCUGCUGCGCGGCACUUGGAACAACCGGGACUGUUCACGCCAUGUGGAUCACGUGGUGACGGUGGUAGGCUUCACGGAGGACACCUUCAUCAUGAAGAACAGCUGGGGCAAAGGCUUCGGAAAGGACGGCUAUCUGAUUCUGAAGCGAGACAACACCAACCGCUGCGGCAUCUACACCGAGAUUGAGUUGCCCUUCUUCAACGGCCAGGACAAGGGCUACAAUACAUAA